Messenger RNA from Calypte anna (Anna's hummingbird), 1495 nucleotides. It is a transcript of the gene GLP1R, whose product is annotated as glucagon like peptide 1 receptor. The record is from RefSeq and is a predicted model, not a curated record. Bases 68 to 1471 code for a protein of 467 amino acids. Gene Ontology annotation, biological process: cell surface receptor signaling pathway; adenylate cyclase-activating G protein-coupled receptor signaling pathway. The transcript is spliced from 13 exons. Gene Ontology annotation, cellular component: plasma membrane. Lineage: Eukaryota; Metazoa; Chordata; Aves; Apodiformes; Trochilidae. Gene Ontology annotation, molecular function: peptide hormone binding; glucagon receptor activity.
CGCCGCGCAGCAUCCACAGGGAGCGGGAACCUCCCCAGGACCCCGCGCAUGGGGGGCCGCCUCGGACAUGCCCUUCUCCCUCCCGCUGGCGGCGCCGCUCGGCUUCGCUCUCCUCCUCCUGCUCCUGCUGGCGGCCGCGGGAAGGUCCCUCCCGGUGAGGCGGAGUUCAGAUGGGUCUCUGUCAGGGGUUAUGCAGAAGUGGAAAGAGUAUCAGCUCCAAUGCCUGAAAUACUUAUAUGAGGCACCCCCCAUUGCUGCAGAAGGCAAGUUCUGCAACAGAACAUUUGACAAUUACGCCUGCUGGCCGGAUGGGCUGCCCGGCACCUACGUGAAUGUCAGCUGCCCCUGGUAUCUCCCCUGGGCUAAUGCAGUGCUGCAUGGGCAGGUCUAUCGGUUUUGCACCCUGGAGGGGACGUGGCUGCUGAAGGACAACUCAACCCUGCCCUGGAGGAACCUCUCAGAGUGCGAGGCCUCUGACCAGGAUGCACCAGAAGAACAGCUCCUGAAUUUGUCCAUCAUAUACACCAUUGGAUAUGCUCUUUCCUUCUCUGCCCUUGUAAUAGCAACUGCCAUUCUUCUUGGAUUCAGACAUCUGCAUUGCACAAGGAAUUAUAUUCACCUGAACCUCUUCAUGUCUUUUAUCCUCCGGGCCAUAUCUGUCUUCAUUAAAGACUCUGUGGUGAAGUGGAUGUACAGCACAGCCACACAAGAGCACCAGUGGGAAGGACUUAUUGCUUUCCAGGAAUCACUCAGCUGCCGCUUGGUCUUUGUGAUGAUGCAGUAUUGUGUGGCUGCAAACUACUACUGGUUACUGGUGGAAGGCAUGUACCUGUACACACUGCUGGUACUUUCAGUCUUUUCUGAACAGAGAAUUUUUCGGCUUUAUCUCUGCAUUGGCUGGGGUGUGCCAAUGCUGUUUGUUAUCCUCUGGGGAACUGUCAAGUACCUUUAUGAAGAUGAAGGUUGCUGGACCAGAAAUUAUAACAUGAAUUACUGGCUGAUCAUCAGACUGCCUAUUCUCAUUGCCAUUGGGGUAAAUUUCCUGAUCUUUAUCAGAGUUAUAUGCAUCAUCAUCUCCAAGCUACAAGCUAACUUGAUGUGCAAAACUGACAUAAAAUGCAGGCUGGCCAAGUCUACCUUGACUCUGAUCCCACUGCUGGGGACCCAUGAAGUCAUCUUUGCCUUUAUUACUGAUGAGCAUGCCAGAGGGAUGCUGCGCUUUGUGAAGCUUUUUACUGAACUCUCCUUUGCUUCUUUCCAGGGGCUGAUGGUUGCAAUUCUCUACUGUUUCAUCAAUAAUGAGGUUCAGAUGGAGUUUCGGAAGAGCUGGGAGCGCUGGAGAUUGGAACAUUUCUAUGUCCAGCAAGACAGCAGUAUGAAACCUCUGAAGUGUCCUGCCAACAGCAUCAGCAGUGGAGGCACAGUUGGCAGCAGUGUCUACGCUGCCACUUGUCAGGCCACAUUCAGCUAGAGAUAUCUGCAGGUGAAUCAGACU